Molecule: messenger RNA, 1657 nt
Organism: Momordica charantia (bitter melon)
Lineage: Eukaryota; Viridiplantae; Streptophyta; Magnoliopsida; Cucurbitales; Cucurbitaceae
Source: RefSeq, a predicted model, not a curated record
CGGCUAAGCAAACGCACCGUCGACCAUUUUUUCUCUGCAUAGUCGACUCAUUGAGUUUCUUCGCUCAGCCAUGGCAUUUCCGUACAUGGAAGCUGUUGUUGGUUUCAUGAUAUUGAUGUAUAUUUUUGAAAGUUAUUUGGAUCUACGGCAACAUGCUGCUCUGAAACUGCCAACCCUUCCAAAAACUUUGUUAGGAGUUAUUAGCCAAGAGAAGUUUGAAAAAUCCCGGGCAUACAGUCUUGAUAAAAGCUAUUUUCAUUUUGUUCAUGAGUUGGUAACUAUAGUGAUGGAUUCUUCAAUACUAUUUUUUGGCAUACUGCCGUGGUUUUGGAAGAAAUCUGGAGAGUUUGUGGUGACGGUUGGCCUCAAUGCUGAAAAUGAAAUUCUACACACACUUGCGUUUCUAGCUGGGGUCAUGAUUUGGUCACAGAUCACAGAUCUACCAUUUUCUCUCUACUCGACUUUUGUGAUUGAAGCCCGCCAUGGUUUCAAUAAACAAACAAUAUGGUUAUUCUUCAGGGACAUGAUUAAAGGGAUUUUGUUGUCUGUAUUACUUGGUCCACCAAUUGUGUCUGCAAUCAUUAUAAUAGUACAGGUAAGCUCAUGUAUGUUAGGCAUUUUAGCUUAUGCAAUCNNNUUCACAUUAUCUCUUGUGAUGAUGACCCUUUAUCCAAUUCUUAUAGCCCCUCUUUUCAAUAAAUUUACCCCUCUUCCUGCAGGUGAGCUCAGGGAGAAGAUCGAGAAACUUGCUUCCUCCCUCAAGUUCCCACUGAAGAAGUUGUUUGUUGUUGAUGGAUCCACAAGGUCAAGUCAUAGCAAUGCUUACAUGUAUGGUUUCUUCAAGAACAAGAGAAUCGUCCUCUAUGAUACAUUGAUUCAACAGUGCAAAAAUGAUGAGGAAAUUGUUGCUGUUAUAGCACAUGAGUUGGGGCAUUGGAAGCUAAAUCAUACGAUGUACUCAUUCAUCGCUUUACAGAUUCUUACACUUUUGCAAUUUGGCGGAUAUACCUUGGUGAGGAAUUCCAAUGAUUUGUUUCGAAGUUUUGGGUUUGAUACUCAGCCAGUGCUUAUUGGACUCAUCAUUUUUCAGCACACUGUAAUACCUCUCCAGCACCUAGUAAGCUUUGGUCUCAACCUUGUGAGCCGAUCUUUCGAGUUCCAGGCUGAUGCCUUUGCAAGGAAACUUGGUUAUGCCUCAGCUCUUCGCGCCGGUCUUGUCAAACUACAGGAGGAAAAUCUGUCGGCAAUGAAUACAGAUCCCUGGUAUUCCGCAUACCACUAUUCUCAUCCUCCACUAGUUGAAAGAUUGGCAGCACUGGACCAAGCGGAUAAGAAAGCAGAAUGAUACACCGGCCUCGCUCGGUACAUUUACAUAUAUUUGGCAGGUGAAUUGACGUUCUACACUACCUGAUUGACUUUGUUUUGCGAGCGCUGAUAGAGAAGAACUCCCUUGGGGGAAGCAUGUUCUAGUUUUUCCUUAAAGAGGAAGAAAAAAAAACAGGUCUCUUUUUUUCUUUCUUGUUAUUAACCUCUACUGUGAAGGGAACGAGAGAGAAACAUCUAGUUACAUUGUUGACAACUUUUGGUCGUAUUACUUUUGAUUAGAAUGGUGUUAAUCCUUUGCAUUGAUUUAUCAACUUUUGCAAAGCUUCUACUA